This is a messenger RNA of Apis florea (little honeybee), 2935 nucleotides long. RefSeq names its product sodium/bile acid cotransporter 7. The record is from RefSeq and is a predicted model, not a curated record. NCBI's taxonomy places the organism in Eukaryota, Metazoa, Arthropoda, Insecta, Hymenoptera, Apidae. Gene Ontology annotation, cellular component: plasma membrane.
AUAAAAGACUACUACUUUAAAUAUAUCAUAAUAAUAAUUUUUGAAUAAUUUUUAUAUUUUGUCAGAUUCAAUAUUUUUUAUAUUGACAAUAAUUUUAUAUACAUGUUUUUUUAAAUUAAUAAUGAACAAAUAAUAAAUAAUACAUGUUAUUUACAUACAUACUGUGUUUAUCAUAUGUCUAAGUAGAAAAUUUUUUGAUGACUAAAUAGAAAUUGACAAUUAACAUAGAACUUCAUUUAAACAUAAUUCCUAAUCUGAAAUUUACAAUUUCACUCUGUGUGUUCUUUAUAUAAGGAAAUAAUUCUUAAAAUUACAAACAGUUAUAGAGAGAAUCUUUGAACGUAAAAUGUUUUAAGUUUAAAUUAUUUUUAUAAUAUUUUUUUAUAGUCAUAUUAUCUUUGGCAUGCUCUAGAAUUCAUAUUAUACAAGUUUUCUUUGUGUUUCUAAUAUAUGUAUAUAUAAUAUAAUAUAAUAUAUAUAUAUAUAUAUAUAUAUUGGAUAAAUAUUGAUAUAUAAUAAUCCAUGUUUCUAAUAUAGGUGGUACUAUUGAUUAGAUAUUUCUUAUUUUAUUUACUAAUACAAAAAUUCAAAAAAAAAAAAUGUAUUCAUUUCAAAUGUGUGUCAAAUUUAAAGUAUUACAAAUUUUGCUAUAUUGGACAGAUUGACUAAUGAUCUUUUUUACUUCAUUUUUUGUUUUGUAAUACAUUGUGUUUCUUGAUCAGGAAUGACAAAAACUAAUGGUUUAUCAUAAUAUAGUGAAUUUAAAAUCCUAUAUCAUAUAAAUACAUCCAAUGAAUAUCCUUUGUUCCUCAAAAUAACAUUGAAUAGAUAAAUCUUAUGUAUAAUUAUUUGGCUUUUAGUUAAUAAACAAAUCAGAGCCUUUGUUUAGUAUUUUUGUAUCUGAGCAUGCUAAUAUGUGAUCUUUUAUAUAUUUGCGUUACUGGAGCAUUUCAAUAUUUAUAUUUAGAAAAAGAAAAUAUAACGUGUAAUGCUUUGCAUUACCAUUUAUAAAAUGAUUUCGAUUGGAGUUUUUAAUAUCAUGAGAUUUUUUUGUUGUAGUUUGCGUUACAAACUAUUUAUGUCUUUUAUUUUCAGUAUAAAUUCAAUUCUUAAAAAUAAAGUCAAUUAAAAAAUUUUCUGUUACACUAUCAAAGUUUUAAAAAGUAAUGCGAUUAAAUAUUAAUUUUCGUGAGCGUAUAACCUCGUUUACAAAGCAAUGUUAUGUAUGUAGUUAUAGACCGUGCUAUGUAUAAAAGUUACGAAGUUUUGUAAGAAAAAAAUGUGAAUAAUCGAUAAAGGAGCUAUUAAGCUUCAAACUAUGUGCCAAGAAGGGUGGACCCCUACUUAUGGCAGUAAAGGACUUUUAGUGAUAAAAAAUAGUAUAAAUGAUUAAUAAAUGUAUGAUUUAAUAACAUAGUAUUAUAGACAAUAAGAUUUUCUUUACUUAAUUAUAAUAUUUUAAGCAUGUUUAAAUAGGAUUAUAAUAAAUAUAAUAUUUUAUCCAAAUGUGCACGUAUAAAUUCUUAUAAAGAAGACAACGCAUGAAAUUUCUUCAAAGAAGAGUCAGAAAAAAAAGUUUCACUGGUUGAACUUGCUUGUAGGCUGAUAUAAUUUCAUAAUGGCAUACAUAAAAUUAAGCAAAAAUGCAAGGAAAUUAUAUGCAAAAUAUUCCACCAAAAAAAAAACAAAAUGAACUUUUAUAUAGAUAUGGAUAUUUUUUAUUAAUGCUUUUAUGUAUGAUACUUGCUUCUGUUAAACCACAUUUUGGUAAAACAAAUGGUGUUCUGAAUGGAAAUGUUAUCAUUCGAUAUUUUGCUAUUCCUUUAACAUACUUAGAAGCAGGUUUAUUGUGUGAUCCAAAAAUGCUUUAUUUAACAUUAAGCAAUGGUUCUCUUUUAAUAUUUACAAUGACUUUUAUAUAUAUUUUAAUGCCGUUUCUUAUGAGACUUGGGGUAUGUUUAUUGACUUAUGCCAAUGUCAAUGUGUGGUUAUUGAAAGGAAUGGAAGUACUUUACUGCAUGCCACCUCCAUUUAAUACAAGUUUUGUAUUAUGUCGAUUAUCACAAGCAGAUUUAUCAACAAGCAUUGUGAUUACUUUAGUAUCUCAUUUUGGAGGAUUAUUUAUAUCUCCUAUAUUAUUAUAUUUUGUGUUAGGAGCAUCUACACCACCCCUGGUUGGUAUAAACAUAAAAGAAACCAUUUAUAGUACUAUUAUACCAUUAAUUAUUGGUAUUACAAUUCAAAUUAUUAUUUUAAAAUAUGAUAUUUGUCCAAAAAUUAAAUCACCUUGGAUUUCUCAAGGAUUACUAUUAGCUACAGCAUAUCAUUGGUUUUGUGAUGCAUUGUUAGUAGAUGCAUCAUCUCUGCAAGCUUCUGAUGUGUUAUUAUGUGUAUUAAUUGCCUGUGCGGGACAACUAUUUAUUAGCUGCUUAUGUUGGAUUUUGUGCUCUCGAUGGUUACCCCGAAAUAUCUUGCUAGCUACACUUUUUACAAGUACUCACAAAUCAGUUGGUCUUGGUAGCUGGAUUUUACGUGGUGCUUAUCAUGGUUCAGCUCAUGGUUCAGCUGUGAAUUUACCAUUGUCAAUAUUACCAGUUGCACAAUUAUUAUUAGUAUAUAUUGAAACAACUAGUGUAAAAUUAUGCACGAAUAAGUUUUUUCAAUUCUAAUCAACUUAGUUUCAUUGAUAUUUGAUAAAAGAAAAUCAUGACAAUUAUACAAUAUACUGUACAUCAUUACAGGAACAAUUUUAAAUAGUACAUUAAGUGAAAGUAAAAAAGAAAAACCAAUUACACUACUUCGAAGCGUUAUACGCUAUAUCUUACUUGGUAAUUAUAUAAUAAAUUGUAUUUGUAUCUUACAAGUUAUAAAUAUAGUUUCUUCACUUUCGAUUGUAAAAUUUUUGAAAAUUAUAAGUAUCUACUUAUAUCUAAAA